UGCGACUUCCGGUAAGUGAUCGAAAGUGCAGAAAACAUGUUGUAGUUCAAAAGGGCAAAGUACGGGAUCAAGAACAAGUUAAAAGCAUGCUAAUUCCAAGGAGAUGGUUAUAAACAGACACAAUAUUCCAUUGUGUGUGAUAUUGAUAGGCCCAGCAUCUUGCAACUGCCUUAAAUUACAUUACACAUGAAGCUGUUGAGAAAUUUUUUGGAUGACUUGACAAUAACUAAGGUUUUAACUUCUCCAUAGAAGGUGGGUCACAUUAGCAAGUUACAAAGCAGAUAAAGUGAGGUUGCACAGACUGUUAAUUUCUAAUGGUUGGUCAGAGCAUAGAAGACUUAGCUGUACAGUAAACUACAAAGGGGACCCAAUGGUGGUGAAGCUGUACUGGGGUCGGCUAUCAAAGCUGCUUCUUCUGGUACUGCUGCUAUUUCUAUACAAUGAGUACCUAGUCUACUAUGUGACAUUACUGCAGUGCGCCUGGCCAGAGAUGACCACUGACCACCUGGACGUUAUGAUUGACCCUGGCCAAGGCAAACCACUGAAGGUGAUGGUUAUUGCAGACACUCACCUGUUGGGGUCCUUUAAUGGGCACUGGUUUGAUAAACUGAGAAGAGAAUGGCAAAUGCAGAGGUCCUUUCAGACAACAUUUUCUAUCCAUAGUCCCGAGGUUGUAUUUGUGCUAGGUGAUCUUUUUGAUGAAGGGAAGAUAUGCAGUGAUCAAGAAUUCCAAGAAACUGUAGCAAGAUUUCAUCAUAUGUUUGCUGUGGAUGCAUCCUCUCAAAUUCAAGUUGUUGUGGGGAAUCAUGAUGUGGGUUUUCAUUAUAUGAUGACUGGUCAUAAAAUAAACCGCUUCAAGAAAGCUUUCAAGACCCCAUCCGUGCGUAUGAUGGAUAUCCAGGGCAAUCUAUUUGUGUUAGCCAACAGUAUGGCGUUUGAAGGAGAUGGCUGUGAUAUAUGUCAAAGGGCUGAACGGCAGCUACAGGAAAUUUCUGUCAGAUUAAAAUGUGCUCAGGGAAGAUAUACCGCUGGUCAUUGUGAAGUGGAAGACCCAAAAUACUAUACUAGACCAAUACUGCUACAGCACUUUCCUAUGUACAGGACAUCCGAUGCUAAUUGCUCAGGUCCAGACUCUGCUCCAAUUCAAGAAAAAUAUGUAAAAUUUAGACCCAAGGUGGACUGUUUGUCAGAAAAGGCAUCAAACAGACUCCUAGAGAGUGUCCAGCCUCGCCUUGUUCUCAGUGCUCACACUCACCACUUCUGCUAUAGAGAGCUUCCGCCCCACAAUACUCCUGAGUGGACACUGCCUUCAUUUUCGUGGAGAAAUAUUAAAAAUCCAAGCUUUUUACUCAUGAAGGUGAGCAACAAUAACUAUGCCAUCUCAAAGUGUUAUCUGCCAGAUGAGAGGACAGUGAUAUGGACAUAUAUUAUAGGGGGUGUUGCAAUACUAUGCUGGCUCAUUAUUUCAUAUGGAAGAGGAAUGAAGUUUUAUUUCUCAAAGAGAGAUCUUAUAGGCAGAGGCAGAAAGGACAGUGAAAUUUCCUACAGUGACUAGUAUGUUUUUUAGUGAUUUUAUUUGUUAUAUAGCAGCGGGGUGGGUGGUACAUGCCUUUCCAUUAGCUUCUUAGGUACACCUUAACACCUACAAAACUAAACGAUAUAACUUUCAAAAUGAGACAAAAUGGAGCAUUUUUCUAUCCCUAUGCCCGAUUUAUCACCUCCAGUUCUAAUUACAGUCUUCCACUGCUGUAUAUUUGCCUGGUUCCAAUAAGCCUUUUUUGUACCAAAGUCCUGAAUCUAUAACUGAGAGGUUUGCAUAACAAAUCAUACUUAUUGUUCUAAAAAAGCUAAUGACAUAAGAAAAUAAAAUAUUUUGUUAAUACUGAUUCAACUGUCAUUUUUUGACAACUGAAUCUUAGGAUUUUUUUGUCUGUUACACAAUAUUAAAUUUCAUCAGAGGUUGAGAGGGGACAUUAUGAGAUAAAUUGAAAUAAUGUCUUUUGUCACUAUUUUUAUAUUUAGACACUAUUUUGUCUGUGUAAUUAUAUUGUGAUUACUGUGUCUGAUCAUGUUGCAGUCACAGUUCGAGGUGCCAAACCGUAUUUUCGUUUUUCUUUAAAUUUUCUUAGUAGAUUUGUUUCUUUAAAAAUGGGCCUCUUUAAAAAUGGGAUUAUUUUGAUGUGAAAGAUAAUGAUUUUUUUUUGCAAGUGCCAAACCAUAUAAUUGUUUUACUUCAAAUUUGCAGAGUGGCUUUGUAUGCUAGUAAGGCAGGUUCCUUUCAGAAAUCGGCAUGUUGGAGUAUUUUUUGAAUGUUAUUGAUUUUAAGGGGGUUUGUGUUAAUUUUGCAUGUAUUUUGACGACAUUGGCCCUUGGGUGCUAGAACGUGUGCGUUUUACUUUAUAUUUGUUCAAUGGCUUUGUUUUUGAAAGGACCCUUUUUAGACGAUAGUAAAGACUGACUUUUAACACAC
Molecule: messenger RNA, 2470 nt
Organism: Lingula anatina
Lineage: Eukaryota; Metazoa; Brachiopoda; Lingulata; Lingulida; Lingulidae
Product: metallophosphoesterase 1-like
Biological process (GO): GPI anchor biosynthetic process
Molecular function (GO): hydrolase activity
Source: RefSeq, a predicted model, not a curated record